AAGGGACAACAACGGGACAACGGGAGACAACGGGUUUGCCGGGAUGGCAAAACAACGUUUGCCGGGUCACCCAGUGUUUUACUAAAUUUGUAAUGUGUUUAGAGUAGCUGCAGUUCUGUAAUUACAAAUGUGAAGAAAGCACAAAAAACAGACCAAUAUAUAAUUGAGGAGGAUGGUGAUGAAAUAGAAAGCGAAAUUAUUGUCUUAGAAAUGGAAUAUGGAGAAACUUCAGAAAUAGAGACAUCAAAAAAUAUAUUAUGUAAUGACGAGCACAUUUCAAAGAACAGAGUAGACAAUUCUGCAGGUAAUAGGUGGAGCAGUAGACGAAGACCUGAACUAUCAAAAAUAGGAAACAUUGCUUUGCGAUAUGAAGAAGUAGCAGAAAUAAAAAAAGAAGUGCUGAAAUGUCAGCUACAAACUAUGCAGGCAGAAAAAGCAGAAUUAGAAGAAAAAAAUGAAUGGGAGAGAAAACGUCGUCAGCUACAAGAAAAUAGAGAGAAAGAACAAUUUGAAUUAACAAAUAAAGCUCUUGAGCUCGAUGUGGAGAUAAAAAAGGCUCAAUUAACGGCAUUACAUGCAGUGAAUCAAGCAAAUCAAUAGCUUAAGUCAUACUCUUUGUUUUCAGCAUUUGUUUGUAAAUUGUUUCUUACUACAUAUUUAGUUCCCGUUAAAUUAAAUUAGUUUCUUUGAUAAAUGAGUUUAGUACUUGUUAAAUAAAAUAUUGUUUUUAA
This is a messenger RNA of Anoplophora glabripennis (Asian longhorned beetle), 731 nucleotides long. RefSeq lists its product as uncharacterized. NCBI's taxonomy places the organism in Eukaryota, Metazoa, Arthropoda, Insecta, Coleoptera, Cerambycidae. The transcript has 2 exons. The record is from RefSeq and is a predicted model, not a curated record. Bases 211 to 600 code for a protein of 129 amino acids.